Parnassius mnemosyne (clouded apollo) is the source of this 2804-nucleotide messenger RNA. NCBI's taxonomy places the organism in Eukaryota, Metazoa, Arthropoda, Insecta, Lepidoptera, Papilionidae. The record is from the annotation of a GenBank genome assembly.
AGUAUUGACGCGAUAGUCGGGCGCGGUGCGUGUAUGUCUGCCGCCUACAGCCGUGUAUUACGUAAAGUGUCACCAUGCCGGACUCCGGGCCCUCGCUGUGCAGCGUCCUCGACCCCCAUGCUUGGUUCGACCCGCAGAGGCUGCACCCAGAAGGUGAGUGGUGGUGGAGUGGAGGGUGGGCGGCGAUCGAUGGCGCGCCUCGGUGCGGGCUACGCGCACGCACGCGCCAUCUCGCUCCCGCCGCCUGCAAACCUUGACAUCUUGUCGCUUCUUGUGCCACUAACCCAACUCGUUUCCUCACACUCUUCACUAACAACAUUUACUACGAUCACUCGUGAUAUUCGAUUGCCAUUCAACCGUAAUUUUAACGUAAAUAACUAGUAGCAUUUGCCAGAACAACGUAUUACUGGAAAUAGGCAUUCCAUCUUAGCCCUAGAGGGUGGCAUUUUGAUUACUGAUUGAAGAUACGUGUAGAUGUCUAUGAGCCACAUAAUUCACUUACUAUCAUGUGGACUGUGUGCUCGUUCGUCGUCCAUAUUCUAUAAAUAAAUUUAAAAAAAAACCAUCAAUUAUAUCCCCAGAAAUACGCGAACGGGAAUGAAGACAUCGAUUUGUAAUUUUCCGUUUACAAUUAUUGCAUUUCUUUGUCGCCGUAGCUACUGUUAAUGUACGAGUGAAUAUUUUGCUCCUCGGCGGCGGGUAGCGCAGGUCGGCUCUGCCAAGCUGGAUUUAGAUCUAUUGAAGCGGGCAGCCGCGACACGCGCCGCCUUUCAUCUCGCACGCACCACCGACUUGUCUACUGUAAGACGCACCUAUCACCCGUUGUCUGUCGUUGCCAAAACUGCGUUGCGUUGCACUUACAGGUAACCUAGAUGAUUAGACAUGCGUGUCACUUAAGUAUUCUAAAGUGACUAUUCUAAAUUUUCCAACUUUAGUAUUCUAUAUAUUGUUAAAUCAAUUAAAUGUGUCAAAGUUCAUUUUUAAACACUUAAAGACAGUUUCUACUGGAAACGAGGAAUUCCAUCUUAUUCCUGAGGGGUGACAACGCUACUGUAAUUUGAUUCUUAAUCGAGGUAUGUAGAUGUCUAUGGGCCACAGCAUCCACUUACCAUGAGGUGGACUGUGUGCUGGUUUGGCACUUUUAUUCUAUAAAAAAAACCUUUUGGAAAUCCUGCUUUUUAAUCCAAUUAUUACAUUAAUUCACAUGAUUCGUCCUUGCGAGUGCUUAGUAUCUGUACUCUCUAAUGUAAUUAGGCAUCAGCGCAGUCAACAGUUCAACAAAGCAGCUCGGAGCUCGGACCCGUCAUCACGGCUCACUAAUUGUAUAGAAGGCUGCAUUGUUUUCCUGCUUCGAAAGUAAUUCGAUAUACCUAGAUUGUUUUAAUUCUUAUAUAUAUCAGAAAUAAGGCACACAAUCGUGUAGCUGCAGACUGCGGUACUGUGACUUUUUACUUGACGCAACACUAACUUCAUUGUGUUCCUUUGACUUGUAACUUUAGAUUCGAGGACGUUACGGCUCAAGUUUCUCGAAAAAACGUGUCGACUGUCAAUAUCAUUAAAAAGUACUUAGAUAAUUAAAAUGAGUUGAAUGAAAAAUGGCAUUCGUUUAAAGUGUUAUCUAAAGAUGAGAAAAAGUAACAUGCUAAGAAGAUCCACGAUUUUGUAACCAAUGUUCCACAAAUACAUUUAUUGUUGAACAUAGGUUACAAAAUAUCUUAUUCCAUAUUACACUACAUAUUAGUAUUACUAUCCUAGUCCUAGUCCUGUCCUGAAUUUGACGUACAAUACAAUAUUUAAAAACAACUAUUUAGACAAUUAAUGUGUCGUUCAAAUAAUCAAUAAUGGAAAAUAAAACUAAAUUGUACUAUAACGUUAGGAUCGAGCUGACAACAGUUUUAUCUACUGGCACAGAAUAAAUAACAGAACAAGCGUACUCAUCGUAACCGGCUACUACAGAGUACAGACCAUGAACAUCUAUUACUUCAGUGGAGUCGCUGAUCUACUGGCGGAACGCGGUACGGUCGGGCGUGGCGCUGGGCGGAGGCCUGGCGCUGCUGGUGGCGCUGGCCUCGUGCUCGGUGGUGUCGGUGCUGGCGUACGCGGCGCUGCUGGCGCUCGCCGCCGCGCUCGCGCUGCGCAUCUACCGCAACGUGCUGCAGGCCGUGCAGAAGACCAGCGACGGACACCCCUUCAAAUGGUUGCUGGAGAAGGACAUCAGUGUGCCUGCGGAGCGCGCGCAGGAGCUGGCCGCCGCCGCCACGGCUCACCUCAACGCCACCACGCACGAGCUGCGCAGGCUGUUCCUGGUUGAAGACCUGGUGGACUCGCUGAAGUUCGGCGUGCUGCUGUGGUGCCUCACCUACGUCGGCGCCUGCUUCAACGGCAUCACUCUUAUCAUUCUAGGGUGGGUGGCGCUGUUCACGCUGCCGAAGGCGUACGAGAUGAACAAGACGCAGGUGGACGCCAACCUCGAGCUGGCGCGCGCCAAGAUCACCGAGAUCACCGCCAAAGUACGAGCGGCCUUCCCGCUGGGUAGGAAGACGGAGACUGAGAAGGACAAGUAGGGUGUGAGGGCUUGCAGCGGUCCGCAGCGAUUCGUAGCGAUUCGCAGCGAUCCGCAGCCGCACGCUGCGUGCUGCUGCGUAUCGCGACGUUUCGCGGCGCCAGAGUACUUUCACUGUUUGUUAUAUUUAUUAUGUACUAUUAAAGAUACUACCUUACGUGUAAAGCUUUAUGAGACGAGUCAUGCGGAGAUAAUUGUAUUUGCUUUUUGAAAUUUUAAAUUAAAAUACAGUCGAACCGAU